AUGUUCCCGACAACAACAAGCGCGGAAGAGGCCGCGGCUGCGACGGCGGGUGCGACGGCUGCCGAGGCCAAGUCGGGCCGGGUACUCGGACUGUACAUGGUGAUCGGACUGUUUCCGGUGGUGCUGUCGGCGUAUGCGACGGUGCAGUAUCUGCUGACAUGCGUGGAGGAGCAGGUGGCCCUGGAAGCCAUGACACACAAGCUUCCGGAUCUGAUUGCGGCCGCCAUCCCGGUCUUUGUUGUGUGUGUGGCCUCUGAGGCGGUGGCCGACGCUUGGGCUGGAACCGGGUACUACCGGCUCAACGAUGCGAUCUCGUCGCUCUCGGCUGGGAUGACCCAGCAAGCGACGGGAGCGUUGAUCAAAGCCGCAGGGAUUUUCCCCUACGCCUGGGUCCAUACCAACAUGCGGCUGAUUGAGGUAGACGCGAGCUCGUGGCUGGUCGGCCUCGGCGUGUUUCUUGCUGUUGAGCAUGGGUACUACUGCAUGCAUCGGUUUGCCCACGAGUGGAACCUCGGGUGGGCCGGGCAUGUUGUGCAUCACUCGUCAGAGGAGUACAAUCUGACGACUGCGCUCCGACAGGGCGUGCUGCAGCCGUUCUUCUCGUGGAUGUUCUACGUGCCGUACGCGCUCAUCUUCCCGCUCGAGCUCUACGUCCUGCACAACCAGAUCAACACGCUGUACCAGUUUUGGAUCCACACGCGGUUCAUCACCCGCCUCCCCUGGCCGUUGGAGCUUGUCUUCAACACGCCGUCGCACCAUCGGGUCCACCACGGCCGCAACGAGCAGUACAUUGACAAGAACUACGGCGGAACACUCAUCAUCUUUGACCGGCUCUAUGGCACGUUUGAGCCCGAGGACGAGGACGUGAUCUACGGCAUCACGCACUCGCUGGAGACGUGGAACCCGGUGUACAUCCAGAGCCAUCACUUGAUCGAGACGGUGGCGACCGCGGUGGCGUCGACAACGGUGGCGGCCAAGGUGCGGACGUUCCUGGACUACGGCCCGGGCUACAACUACCGGCUCGCCAACCACGAGGCGUUGCAGUCUGCCAGCGCGUGUGCAGAGCCCAAGCGAGCUGGUCCGCCGACGCCUCGGAUCCGGCACGACGCGGGGCCGGCGUCGGGUGCACUCGCGGUCUACUGCGGCCUCUCGGUGACAAUGGCCAUUCUCGAGAUCGCUGACCAACUCAAGCUCCAGAGCCGGCUUUCGCUGCUCGACUCUUCACUCUACGGCGCAUACGUCAUCUUCCAUGUCACGGCCGUCUCGCUCAUUCUCGACGGCUCGGUGUGGGCGUGGCUGGUGGUCCCGCUCCGCUGGAUCGCUUAUGCAGCGCUCGCCGCUAACACUGCGAUGCCUCAGGUUGAAGCUGCGUUUGGCGGAUCGUUUGCGCUCUUUGCGCUCUCGCCGACAACGGCAUGGGUAGUGGCGGCCGUUGGUGCGUGCGCGUUCCUUGCAGCUGCGGCUACCGCACCGCGCGCGCCGCCGCCGGGCAAAGUCAAGGCCGGAUGACGAGUGUCCCACGAGUACAGCAUAGCACACACAGGAUGCGUG
Messenger RNA from Thecamonas trahens ATCC 50062, 1551 nucleotides. RefSeq names its product transmembrane protein 195. Bases 1 to 1509 code for a protein of 502 amino acids. Gene Ontology annotation, molecular function: iron ion binding; oxidoreductase activity. The transcript is spliced from 2 exons. Gene Ontology annotation, biological process: lipid biosynthetic process. Gene Ontology annotation, cellular component: endoplasmic reticulum. The record is from RefSeq and is a predicted model, not a curated record. NCBI's taxonomy places the organism in Eukaryota, Apusomonadida, Apusomonadidae.